UAACUGUUGCAGCUCUCAGUACAUGUAACAGUGAUUUCUUAAAGGCUCCGCAGCAGAAACACAGAGGGAAAUGUUUCAUUGAUUUAAAUUUGGCUGAAUUGUCCUUUUUCUUCCUCCUUCUUCUCUUUAGGUGCUGAUGAUGUUUAUGGACCCGCGAUGCGCGCGCGCGCGCGCGUGUGUUUGUGACCUGUCGGGCGCGCGCACUGUCAAAGGACGCUCACGCGCAGCAUCGCUCCGCUGCGAAGAGGAACGGGGUCGCCGAGCUUCGAGUCGGGGAAGAAACCCAGCUGUCAAUCACUCACUCAGCUCGACCCUCGGUGUCAGCGAACGCACGCGGCGGCGGCGGCGGCACAUCGCGGGAUUUCCCUGGUCCCGGUAUUCAACACAACACAACACAACACGAGACGACGACGACGACGACGACACCACCGCUGGAUGAAACCUCUCCGGUGAUCAACAGAUCGGCAACUCCGCUUCCCUCUUGCGAAGGAUGCGGGAGGCGACAGGCGACGGCAGCGGAGCCAACUGGCACAUGUGAGCGGCGGCGGCGGACGUUAUUACUAGCGACUCCUCGGGCCGAUGCGAACACACACACACACACACACACACACACACAGCAGAGGCUGAAGAGUCUGUUUGUCGGCCAAGAAAACAUGAGCAGAGCUUUUGUCUCGCGUCGCUGUGACGGAAUGGGCCCGCGGGGAUCUUGGCACCGGUUUUACGCAGCAGCAGCAACACAUAGUAUCCGUCGACGUCGCUCCACCGGAGACUAGAACACAGAGGCGGCGGACAUGGACAAAGAGCUGGUCACACCACCACCACCACCACCACCAUCAUCAUCUUCUUCUUCUUCUUCUUCUUCUCGGCGGUGAUGCUGUUUGAGAGACUCCGGGAUCCUGGAACGCGUCGGUGACCGAGACCAAGUGACCGCCGGCUCCUCCCGAGAAGCGGAGCAGCAUCGUUCGUUGACGGCGGGGGAAUUCAAGUUUGGACCUCACCUCAAGUCCAGAACGACCUUCCCCUCCCAAGAAAGACACCCCCCCCCCCCCCCCACAAGGAUCCUCUUAUAUCUUAAAGCAUCUUCACAGACUCGCAUAGCGAGUCUGUGAACAGGUGAGAGAGGGACACUGUCUGCCCCACUGUCCAGCGACACCAUGAGCUGGAGCUUCCUCACGCGGCUGCUGGAGGAGAUCCACAACCACUCCACCUUCGUGGGGAAGCUGUGGCUCACCGUGCUCAUCGUCUUCCGCAUCGUGCUCACCGCGGUCGGGGGCGAGUCCAUCUACUACGACGAGCAGAGCAAGUUUGUCUGCAACUCGGGCCAGCCGGGCUGCGAGAACGUCUGCUACGACGCCUUCGCCCCGCUGUCGCACGUGCGUUUCUGGGUCUUCCAGAUCAUCCUGGUGGCGAUGCCGUCUCUCAUGUACAUGGGCUACGCCGUCAACAAGAUUGCACGAUUGGACGAGGCCAAAGGAGGCGCCGGGUCCGCGGCGGUCCGCACGGGAGGAGGGGGCUACACGCACAGGAAGCCCAGGAAAAUCUGCUUCGGGGCGCGGCAGCACCGGGGCAUCGAGGAGGCCGAGGAGGACCAGGAGGACGACCCCAUGAUCUACGAGGUGCCGGAGAUCGAGCCCUCGAAACGGCCGAGGGAUCCGCUGCAGCCCACGCCCAGGCCCAAAAUCCGGCAUGACGGGCGCAAGCGCAUCCAGGACGAGGGCCUGAUGCGGGUCUACGUCCUGCAGCUGGUGACGCGCACGGUGCUCGAAGCGGGCUUCCUCGCGGGCCAGUACCUGCUGUACGGGUUCCGCGUGACGCCGGUGUUCGUGUGCUCGGGGAAGCCGUGUCCUCACAGCGUCGACUGCUUUGUGUCGCGGCCCACGGAGAAGACCAUCUUCCUGCGCAUCAUGUACGGCGUCACCGUCCUCUGCCUCACGCUCGACGUCUGGGAGAUGCUCCACCUCGGCAUCGGCUCCAUCUGCGACAUUCUGCGGCAGCGGCGCUGCCCAGCUCAGGAGGACGAGUACCAGCUGGGUCUGCUGGGCCCCAGUGGCGGUGUGGAGGGCUCCGCGGGGGUGCCGGGGCCCGAGGCGGGCUCCGAGGGAGGGGUGGGCGGCGACGGGGCCGCGGACUACGUGGGUUACCCCUUCUCGUGGAACACGCCGUCGGCUCCACCCGGCUACAACAUUGUGGUCAAACCGGAGCAGAUGCCCUACACGGACCUGAGCAACGCCAAAAUGGCGUGCAAGCAGAACCGGGCCAACAUUGCCCAGGAGGAGCAGCAGCAAUUUGGCAGCAACGAGGACAACUUCCCCACCGGAGGGGAGGCCCGCGUGGCCCUGAACAAAGACAUGAUCCAGCAGGCUCACGAGCAGCUGGAGGCGGCCAUCCAGGCGUACAGUCAGCAGCACCGGGCGGAGGAGCAGCUCGGGGACAACCGGGACGACAAGCCCCAGAGCAACAUCAUCCAGGCCCAACCUCAGCCACAGGCCCUGCCGCAGAAGGAGCGCAAGCAUAAGUUCAAGCACGGCAAGGGAGGCGGCAGCGGGGGAGGCAGCAGCAGCAACAGCAGCAGCAGCAAAUCGGGAGAGGGCAAGCCCUCCGUGUGGAUUUAACCCCAGUGACAUGUCUGAACCUGUGUGUAUAUAUACGUAUAUAUAAAUAUAUAUAUAUUAGAAGAUGGAAUGAUGAGCUGUUGCAAUCUUUCUUGGACAUGGAAUCACCGCUACGCCUUAAAGAAAUCCCGCAAGCUGGAGAAAACGUGUGUUUGUGUGCCGAGGUGAUGUCGCAGCUGACGACGGAUGUCUCGUCUCACUCGAAACGUCACGCCGACGCCAAACCUGCGUUAGUCCGUCGUUUACACGUCUCCCCCGAUUCUCUGACCUCCGUCGCUCUGCCCCUCAUCCAUCGUCUUUUGCGGGAUCUUGGGCUGAAAGUUUUCCCUCGCAAAUUCAGAUUGACUCCCAGAUUUGGUCCGUUACAGUAGUACAUCGGCGCUCCUAAUUCGUAGGACGCGACAAUGCGGCGAAAGACACCGACGUGACGCAUCGGGCUUGUUUUAAAGGGGACGUCACUACGACGCACACGCAAUAAAAGUGAAGCAUAUUUUCCGAGGCGGUGACUUUAUUUAAUGCAGAGAGAACGUCGCCUUCCUGAGGGCUGUGUCCUGUCCUGUCCUGUCCGGUCCGGUCCUGUCCGGUCCUGUCCUGUCCUGUCCGGUCCGGUCCUGUCCUGUCCUGUCCUGUCCUGUCCUGUCCUGUCCGGUCCUGUCCUGUCCUGUC
Scophthalmus maximus (turbot) is the source of this 3278-nucleotide messenger RNA. RefSeq names its product gap junction protein gamma 1 (gene gjc1). Bases 1155 to 2612 code for a protein of 485 amino acids. Gene Ontology annotation, biological process: cell communication. The record is from RefSeq and is a predicted model, not a curated record. Lineage: Eukaryota; Metazoa; Chordata; Actinopteri; Pleuronectiformes; Scophthalmidae. Gene Ontology annotation, cellular component: connexin complex. The transcript has 2 exons.